This is a messenger RNA of Hypanus sabinus (Atlantic stingray), 4815 nucleotides long. RefSeq names its product trafficking protein particle complex subunit 9 (gene trappc9). Gene Ontology annotation, cellular component: trans-Golgi network. The record is from RefSeq and is a predicted model, not a curated record. The transcript has 23 exons. Lineage: Eukaryota; Metazoa; Chordata; Chondrichthyes; Myliobatiformes; Dasyatidae. Bases 315 to 3782 code for a protein of 1155 amino acids.
UCGCCAAUUAGUGAGAAAAUGUGAGUUGGCAUGUUUGCAAUUUGAAUGAAACAUUCUUUUUCUUUUCCUCACUGACUUUUAUUUUCUGAUGCUAUCCUUAGUUCAUGUAAUUCAAACUUCUGAUUCCUGGUAAUCUUGCAGAAGUCAGGUCAGGUUGGGCAGGAAAAUGAUUGGAUGAAAAUGUUACCUGAGCCUGUUGCUUUUUUUAAGAUCAUUUUAUCAAAUAAGUUUGAUACAUAUUAUCAACACCAGUAGCAUAUCAACAAUUCUAUGAAGUUUACCAAUGUUUCUAAUCUGAUUUCAUUUGAUGGAGAAUGAGUGUCCCUGACUACAUGCAAUGUGCCGAAGAUCAUCAGAGUCUUCUGGUUAUCGUCCAGCCUGUGGGAGUUGUACCAGAAGACCAGUUCUUCAAGAUAUACAAGAAAAUUGCCACUGCCAAUCAGAUUAAUCUUCAAGAUUCUCAGAGAGUUUUGUACAUUCGUUAUAGGCACCAUUAUCCACCUGAAAACAAUGAAUGGGGAGACUUCCAGACUCAUCGAAAAGUCGUGGGGUUGAUAGCUGUUACUGAAUGCAAUAACGCAAAGGAUUGGCCUCAGACUUCAGAGAAAUUCCACUUACAGAAAGAAAUUUAUGGUUCUACAUUGUACGAUUCACGUUUGUUUGUCUUUGGGCUGCAGGGAGAAAUAGCUGAACAACCUCGCACUGAUGUUGCAUUUUAUCCUAACUAUGAAGAGUGCGAAACUAUAGAAAAGAAAGUGGAAGACUUCAUUGAAUCUUUAUUUAUUGUUUUGGAAUCCAAACGACUCGACAGAGCAACAGAUAAAUCGGGAGAUAAAGUUCAGUUAUUGUGUGUGCCAUUUGAAAAGAAAGAUUUUGUGGGCCUAGAUACAGAUAGUAGGCAUUACAAGAAGCGUUGCCAGGGCAGAAUGCGAAAACAUGUUGGUGACCUUUGCUUGCAAGCAGGCAUGUUACAAGAUGCUCUUGUUCAUUACCAUAUGGCUGUAGAGCUACUUCGCUCUGUGAAUGAUUUUCUGUGGUUGGGAGCUGCACUUGAGGGUUUGUGCUCAUCUUCUGUUAUCUACCAUUAUCCAAAUGGUACUGGGUCAAAACCUGCUGUGCACAGAGCUCAUAGUAUGGGUUUACCAUCAGAUGCUGGUCGGCGACAUCGUCAUGGGGCACAGGAAGUUCUCAUUGAUCCAGGUGCAUUGACAACAAAUGGCAUCAGUGCAGAUACUAGUGCAGAGAUUGGAAGAGCGAAGAACUGUUUGAGUCCUGAGGAAAUUAUUGACAAAUAUAAGGAAGCUAUUUCUUACUUUGGGAAGUACAAAAAUGCAGGUGUGAUUGAGCUAGAAGCUUGUGUGAAGGCAGUUAGGGUGCUGGCCAUUCAGAAGAGAAGUAUGGAAGCCUCUGAAUUCCUUCAGAAUGCCGUAUACAUCAAUCUUGGCCAGCUUUCUGAAGAGGAAAAGAUACAGCGAUACAGUAUUCUUUCUGAGCUGUAUGAUUUGAUAGGAUUCCAUCGUAAAGCUGCCUUCUUCAAGCGUGUAGCUGCAAUGCAGUGUGUAACGCCAUCUAUUGCUGACCCUGGAUGGAGAGCUUGCUACAAGUUGUUGUUAGAAGCAUUACAAGGAUAUAGCCUGUCACUGGAUCCUGAAGACUUUAGCAAAGGAGCUCACAAAGGUUGGCCAGCAGUACAAAUGCGUUUGCUGCAUGAACUUGUUUAUGCUUCAAGGCGAAUGGGAAAUCCAGCUCUUGCAGUUCGUCACCUGUCUUUUCUUCUUCAAACCAUGCUGGAUUUCCUUUCAGAUCAAGAGAAGAAGGAAGUUUCUCAGAGUUUAGAGAGCUACACAGCAAAAUGCCCUGGUACUAUGGAGAAUGUAACACUUCCUGAUGAUGUGAAAUUGCCUCCAGUCCCCUUCACUAAGCUUCCUAUAGUCAGGUCUGUAAAGCUCUUGAAUCUUCCACCAAAUCUCCGUCCAUUGAAAAUAAGAAACACACUUGGUCAGAAUAUAUCCUCAAAGAGUCCUUUUAUUUAUUCACCAAUUAUGGCACACCAUCGAGGUGAAGAAAGAAGCAAAAAGAUAGAUUUCCAAUGGGUGCAGGGAGAUGUAUGUGAAGUUCAGCUGAUGGUCUAUAAUCCCAUGCCUUUUGAACUGAGAGUAGAAAACAUGGGAUUAUUGGUAACUGGUGUUGAAUUUGAAUCUCUCCCAGCUGCUCUUUCUCUUCCUGCUGAAUCUGGACUAUACCCAGUGACACUGGUGGGUGUUCCUCGUACAUCAGGACAGAUCAAUGUAAAUGGUUACCAAACAUCUGUUUUUGGUGUGUCUAGUGACUGCCUGUUAGAAAAUUUGUCUGGAGUGAAAGUUAAUGGCUGCACUGUGGAAGUUGUCCCCGCUUUACCACGACUACAAAUUACUACCUCUUUGCCACGAUCUGCUCAGACAAUGGUACCAUUGUUCGGUGAGGAGAUAUUUACUAGUGCAUCUGCUCAACUCUUUAAUGGGGAAUUGCAACAGCUGACCAUCAAACUGGAGAAUAUUGGUACAGAAUCUUUGGAAACAUUGGAAGUUUCUGCAAAGAACAUAAAUGACAAAGAAAAAUUGAAUGCUGAUUUUCUUACCUGGAACUCAGAAGAAUUGCUAUCGCAGUUGCCUCUUGAAUCUGGGAAGAUUGCUUACUUUACACUCAACAUACAAGUGAAACUGGACUUCUCAUGUCAAGAAAGCCUACUUCAGGAUCUCAAUGAUGAUGGAAUGAGUAUUGCAGGGCUGCCUAUGUCAAGUCCUUUUCGACAGAAUGGUAAACUUGGCUCAGAUAGCAAAUCUACUAUCUUCAAUUCAGCUGACACUAACAGUAAAAGUGAAUACAAUCAUAUCAAGACACUAGAAGCCAUUUUGAACUUCAAAUAUUCUGGUGGACCAGGUCAUAGUGAAGGAUACUACAGGAAUGUUUCUUUGGGACUUCAUGUGGAUGUCGAGCCAUCAGUGUUCUUUACAAGGGUCAGCACUCUUCCUGCAACAAGCACCCGGAAAUGCCACCUUCUCUUGGAUGUCUUUAACUCAACAGAGCAUGAACUGGCUAUUAGCGCAAAGAAUAAUGAGGAUUUGAUUUUGCAUGCUGGAGAGUGUCAAAGAAUGGCCAUACAAGUCAACAAGUUCAAAUUUGAAACUCUUCCAGCAUCCAGCGCUGUAGGUGAAAUGUGUGCAGAAAGCCAAAAGCACUUAGAAGAGGAAUGGAGCCAUGCUCAGGCUAUGGAGAUCAAUAGCAAGUUAAACAUCAGCUGGAAGAUCUCAUCCCUUAAGCGUGAAGGAGAAGCAAGUGUGGAAGGUGUUCUUAAUCAACUAGUUCAGGAACAUUUACAGCUAGCUCCUCUGCAGUGGGAUGUACUGGUAGCUGGGAAACCCUGUGAUUGUGACAUUGCAGUAGAAUGCCAGGCUGGAGAGCCAACUUCUCUGGAAGUGAAGCUUACGAAUCAGAGCAAGCGUACUGUUGGCCCUUUUGCCCUCACUGUCAUCCCAUACCAGGACUAUCAAAAUGGUGUACACAACAAUGAUCUUGGACAUGCUGUUACUUCAAUUGGAUCCAAUACGUUCUACAUUGAUGCAGUGAAAUCCAGUGAAGAUUUUGUUUGCAGUGGAUCUCUGCUAUUCCUUUAUGCUGGUGAUUAUUACUUGAAUAUAAAGUUUCAUGAUGACAACUCUAGUAGGGAGUUGCCACUUUCUUGGUUUUGUUUGCCAAGUGUUCAUGUGCGUGCCAUGGAUCCAACUCAGCACACGAUGCUUUAAAGUUGUUUUACACAUUAGAGACUGUCAGAUGUAAUGAGUUAGAUCUUUGUAAAUAAUGACUAACUAGAGAUACUUGCCAACAGGAUCUCCUUUAAUAUUCUGGUUCAGGACAACAAAGCCACCAUCCCAAGAAUAAAAUGUCGCUGGAUUUUUCUGUAAAGCUUUAAGGCCAAAUUUUUAAAUAACCAAGGAGCUCAUAGCUUAUGGACGAAAUGAAAGGCACUUGAUCAGUAGCUUGGUGUGAUCUUUGAUCUCUAAUUGCAAUGUAGUUAAAAUCUAAAAGGUGAAUGUAUAUUUCUUCAUAUGGUUAUGUGAACUCAGAUGCGCAAUGUAGAUUAGAUGUUAAAAAUCUUUCAAAUUCUGUCUGUACAAAAUAAUGAGGAACAGGUUGACAAAUGAUAUCAGUGUUGUGAUCAUGAAGGCAUGUAUUAAUUACAAGUCGGAUAUGACAAUACUGUAAUAAUCAGUCUUAAUGUUCAGUUAAUGCAUUAUAUUCCCCUUUUAAAUUCUUUUUCAUAGUUUUCAAAACAUACUAUGGGACACAGUGUAAUCUUGCUCUGUAUUAUAGCUGUACGGUAUCUGCUUUUGUUUGUGAGAGUAGUAAGUAUGCCUCAUUCACACUACAUUGAUGUGGCUACAAUCUUUUGAAGAGGUUAAUCAUUAGUUUGUCCCCAAGCUGUUACCAAUAAAGAAUUCAGAAAAUAAACUGGAAAACCAGUUACAAACUCAGGGUUUUUUUACAAUUAAAAUUUGCUGUGGUUAGGUUUACCUGAACCAUAUGAAUAAUUCAACCUUGUGAUUCAUUUGAAGUUGAAUUUCUGUAAUGAUUAUGAACUAAAUAGAAUGAUAAAUAUUCUUAGGAUUGUACCACUCUUCAGCUGUAGUGUGAACAAGGCUAAUGUAUGACUUUUUGUUUCAAACAAAAUUCAGGAACUACUGUAACAAGCAUCACUACACAACCAAACUGAUGUUCUAAUGAUACUUUUCUUUCCUGUACCUGCAAAAUGGAAAUAAAUUUGGCUUGCAUGUUCAA